AUGAAUGACAACGGUAUUACACGUUUUGAAGAUCUUCCCAAUGAGAUAUUUCGAAAUAUUUUCGACUAUCUAACAAUCCGAGAACUUUACCGAACAUUUGUUGGAUUGAACAUACGGGUCGAUACCGUUCUACGAUCUAUCGAUCAUGUUUCUCUCACGUUAUGGUCAUCUGAAAGUGCUAAUGAUCCAGCGAUAAUGUUUUUUGCAUCACAAUUGAAUCGAUUGAUGGUCGUUAAUGAUGGUAUAGAGACAAUAGAUCUCACUCACUUUUCAAAUGUUCGUUCUUUAAAACUUAAAUAUCCAUCCAACAAACAAAUAUCUCAACUUCUACAAUCCGAACAACUAUCUUAUCUUGAAUUUCUUUCACUUGGUUUUGUAAGAGAUUUGUCAGAAUCAUCGAUAACAGACAAACUACAUCGACAUCUUUUUUCUAAUGGAUUUCCUUUUCUUUACACAUGUACUCUUGUUAAUACACCCAAUCCAACUCCAAAUUGGUCUAUAUCACCUAAUCUUCGCUCUUUAACUCUUCUUGGACCUGUUACUUUGUCUAUCUAUAAUGCUCUUCUUGAUUCAUGUCCUAAUCUUAUUCGUCUCAUAUUGCAUGCUUUCAUCGAUAAAUCAAUCGUUCCACCAGCGUUUUCUUCACAUCAUUUUUUACGUAAUCUUUCAAUUCAAAUCACGAAACGGUCAACAAACAAAAUGAUCGAUUCACUUCUCAUGCAAGUACCUAAACUUCAACGACUUCAUUUGAAAAUGCUUCCACCAGUAUCCAGUAUUGAUUUUUCUCAACUAGCUUCUAUUCUUUUCGAACGUACACCUCGACUAUGUCGAUUCGAUUGUGAUAUGAUGAUCUAUAAAUACACUAUUGAUACUGACGUUGUUCAUCAUCUUCAUCCAUGUUUCAUGCGCAUCCAAUGUAAUUCGGAAUAUGGUCGUUUUCAUAUCUUCACCGACAACAAUGAUAAGUUAUAG
Messenger RNA from Adineta steineri, 972 nucleotides. The record is from the annotation of a GenBank genome assembly. NCBI's taxonomy places the organism in Eukaryota, Metazoa, Rotifera, Eurotatoria, Adinetida, Adinetidae.